Molecule: messenger RNA, 3028 nt
Organism: Cylicocyclus nassatus
Lineage: Eukaryota; Metazoa; Nematoda; Chromadorea; Rhabditida; Strongylidae
Source: the annotation of a GenBank genome assembly
CGACAAUGCUCAGUGAUGUUCAGUUUGGUCCGAGGUUGGACUGCUUCGAUGAAAAGGCAACAUCACGGGACCCGUUCGUGUUGGCACCAGACCUUGCAAAAAAAGUGAGGAAGGGACAGUUUACGAUCUUUGACGACGAAGAAGUCAGUAUAUCUCCAACGCACCCGCUAGCACGAAAAAAGUCGGAGUUGUCAGAGCUAUGGACAAGAAAAGCUGAGGAUCUUGAUUGGGAUUCGAUAAUGAAAAGUGCUUCCACUAAAUCACAGCCCAAGAAUCAAAGUAAAAGUCAGCUAUCCUUGGACGAGUUGACGAGCUUGAAACUGACGAAAGGGUGGAAUGUGGCUAUGGAUUCCAAUAGGAAUACUACUCCAAAAAGCAGCGAGAUCCUUGAACAUGCACUGAUGACCGGACCCAAUCCCGUUGCAACAAGUUAUCGAGUGUGCACUCAAAGCCCUCUGCCACCGUACAGCGAAGCUGAGACCAGCACAACAGGACUUGAAGACAGCCGCAUGACUUUCCCGCUCCAUGACUUAACGGGAGUUAUAACAACAAAAAAGCACGAAGAAGAAUUAAUGAAGUAUAUGGGCGUGAAUAAUCUAGAUUUUACAAUAGCCCGGCGCUACGCUCCAAAAGAUAGCGAUAAUUAUUCUCUUGGAGAGAUGAAAAAUGGCUUUUUCCAUGCUUAUGCUAGUGGAGGUACUUCAAAAGCUGGGAUAGAGAAAAUGUUUUUGGAUCCAAAAGAAGCAAAAGCUAAGGAAGUAGACGCGAGCAUUAACGCGCUCAACAGUUGGAGAGUACAAGGGCUUUCACAAAGUGCUAAAGCAGGUGAUAUCAGUCAACUCAUUCGACAGUUGAUUCAAUUGAAAGCUAACCUGUUGUGUAUUACUAUGGAUGGGCAUGCCACUAUGGAGUCAGCAGAUCGAAUGGUGCGAAGAGCAAACGAUUGGUUUCAUCAAAUGUUGGACGACCUGGAGAAACGCAUCAAAGACGAGCGGCGAUUGGAUAGACAAUAUCGCCGCCGCAUUAAACUUUUUUUGAAGCCUAUUAUUGAUAAAUUGUGUGACCUGGAACUGCUCUAUGAAACUCUCAAUUUUUUGGAGAAACGAUUGAAAGCAAAUAAUGAAACGACUACAAUAUUAAAGGAAAACAUGCGCAAUGCGAGGAGAAUUCUGGCUAAGCUUACCGCUCUGGAUUACAAACGCUUGCUGCCAGAACAACCUUAUAUCGAAACCUCCGACUACACCAUAGCUGCAAAGGCAUGUACAGCGUUCCACCUGCUCGAGCAAAGCCUGAUGCAUGCAAUGCCAUUCAUAACGCGUUCCAGUGCAGCAUCGUCGCUGAUUGAUACCAUAACGAAUCAAAUGCAAGGAAUACACAAAUCUCUUGUAGAAGAAGUACCAAGGCACACACUUUCCGAAUAUAAUGCAAGAUUGACGUCAACCGACAUGCAACCAAGAACAAACGCAAUGUUUGAAGGCAUCCCACCUUUGGAAGCAGCUCCUAGAAGCUUGUUUGGCGAGCGUAGGCGACGCAAAUACUGUUCUCAUAUUAAGCUAGAUCCUUGGUCAUCGGAGGUCAGCACUCGCACAACCGAUCCAACUGCGCUCAGCUCGACAGAGAUUCUUAGUGCAAAAAUUUCCACAUUGCCAUUAUCCGACUUUCACGAGUCAGAAAUGAGUAAUACGCCAACGGAAGCAAGUCUGCGCAAGAAUGAUCUUUUCGAGAGCUACAGGGCAAAAUUUAACAAGAAUUUAAGCGAAGAUCGCCCGCCAACCGUUAUUAGCUCCCUGUAUACUCAAUCUGACAAAUCCUUAUGUAAGUCUUUCGAAGAGGCGCAACUCAUCAGAAAUUUUCAAGCUAGCAGAGGAGCAACACCGACGUCAAUGAGUGCAUCAGGCUCCACUAAUCGUGCUCCUGUCAGCGUGACAAGACCCACACUUUCGACAUCAUUGACACCCACUAUGUCAGAGAUCCCGUCAUAUAGUGUGCCAGGACUAUCGAGCACAUCUUUAAAUACUGCAGAAGCGGAGCACACUACGACUAGUAUCACAACGUCUGCAAAUUCAGUAGACCCGACGAGUCAUACGACACCGGUGAUCGCAUCCAUGACUUCCCUACCAGGAUCUGGUCUUGACGAAUCUAGUCAGAUCGCUAUGCCAGUGAUUACAGGCUUGAUGCCAUCGAUGGAUGCACAAGAACAUGAGAUGGUGACCAUGCCAGUGAUUUCGGGAUUUGUAGCAAUGCCUGCCAGUGACGAAAAGAGGAUUUUUGUGCCACUUGUUGCUUCUUUGACCUUUGCACAUGUAAAAGCCGGGACCGCUACAGGACGGACCUUGCCAGAUCUGGACACUCCAGAGGAUUUCAAGAUAGAGACUAAGCCAGUGAUUUCAACGCUUAUCUCAGUCAACUCAGAUGGCGAACAACCGGCCAGAGUCCUACCAGUGGUCACAUCGGUUACCCCGUUAUCCACUUCAAAGCAGGUGUCCAUGGCGACAACGCCUGCAGUUUCAACGUCUGUUUCGCUACCAGGAAAUGGCAAAGAAUCUACAGUGAUAAUGCCAGUGGUUGUAUCUAAUACGUAUCUGCCUGUAGCUAACCCAGUGCAAGUGACAGCGAACAACACAAGCAAACCAAAAAUAUCCAUAACCUCUGCCUCCACAAUAACUAGAGUGCCAAAUGUAUUCAAGAAUGCUAAGUACUCGAAAACGCCAGAUCCAAUGAGAUCACAUCCCAAAAAAGGAAGAAGUACUAAGAAUGUGGCCAAAUCACCAAGGUCCGGGGGUAGGGAACGAUCGAGAAGAGCAAAGAAGAUCGUUUUCAAGAAGCAACUACUGUCUCAAAGUCCACCAUUAACUUCGGCACUGAAAACGGCAAUUGUCGAUGGAUCCGUACAUAGAAUUCGUGCAAAUCUAAAUUAAGGAAAAUCUCUCUAAUCGUUUCUUGUUUCAACUUCUUCACUUAGCAUUGUAGAAAUAAGACGGGAGCCGUGCCCUUACUAAAUCUUUUAUGAAUAAAUUUUUGAAAUGGG